AUGGAUUCCAGUCUCCUCCAGGCAAUUGAGGAAAUUGAGAAUUUUUUCCAGCGUCUCUCUGAGCGACAUACAGAGCAGGCAAAAACCCCAGAUGCACCAGAACCAAAGAAUUGUAUGCCUCUGACUGCCCAUGCUGAGGAGAGCCAACAUGAGUCAAUCCAGAGCAAGACGAUGCCUCCCUUGGGGCCCACAAUGAUGACUUCUGCAUGCACUAACAUCCCUGGGACAGUUCUCGCCCAGGACCUAACAAUGCACCCUCUUAAAGCCCUUGAAGACCUAAGUGAGACUUAUUCCAUGGGCCAGAAAGUGACUUCCUUUGAUCAGAUAAAACACACAGCAGGCUCCCAGAUGACAGAUGUUACUGACAUCCCAAAGUCAUCACCCACUGAUUGCCAGAAGACAGCCAUCACUGCAAGCAACACGACAAUCUCCAAUGAAAGUAGCCAGCUGAACACCCCAAGUAGUGACCAGACCCUCAAUGAGAGUCAGAUACCAGCCCUGCAUGGAGAUCAGAUGAAGACCCUCAGUGAUAACCAGACUCUCUGUGGGGACCAGGUGCCCUUCAGUAGUGACCAGACCCUCACUGAUGGUCAUACAGUGAUUUCCAGUAGCGAUGAGAUCCUCUCUGGGGGCCAGAUGACAAGUCUAAACCUCUAUGGAGGGCAAAUGAUGACUUCCAUUGAUAACCAGACCCUCUGUGGGGAGCAGAUGACAACCUCCAGUGGUAACCAGGCCCUCUACAGGGAGCAGAUGACGACAUCCACUGGUAACCAGACCCUCUGUGGGGAGCAGGUGAUGACAUCUACUGGUAAUCACAUGCUCUACAGGGAGCAGGUGACGACCUCCACUGGUAACCAGACCCUCUACGGGGGGCAGAUGACGACCUCCACUAGUAACCAGACCCUCUACGGGGAGCAGAUGACGACCUCCAUUGAUAACCAGACCCUCUACGGGGGGCAGAUGACAACCUCCAGUGAUAACCAGACCCUCUACGGGGGCCAGAUGACGACCUCCACUGGUAACCAGACCCUCAUGACAACCUCCAGUGAUAACCAGACCCUCUACGGGGGGCAGAUGACAACCUCCAGUGAUAACCAGACCCUCUACGGGGGCAGAUGACACCUCCACUGUAACCAGACCCUCUACGGGGGCAGUGACGACCUCCAUGAUAACCAGACCCUCUACGGGGGGCAGAUGACGACCUCCAGUGAUAACCAGACCCUCUACGGGGGGCAGAUGACGACCUCCAGUGAUAACCAGACCCUCUACGGGGGGCAGAUGACAACCUCCGGUGAUAACCAGACCCUCUACGGGGGCCAGAUGACGACCUCCACUAGUAACCAGACCCUCUACGGGGAGCAGAUGAUGACCUCCAGUGAUAACCAGACCCUCUACGGGGGCCAGAUGACGACCUCCACUAGUAACCAGACCCUCUACGGGGAGCAGAUGAUGACCUCCAGUGAUAACCAGACCCUCUACGGGGGGCAGAUGACAACCUCCAGUGAUAACCAGACCCUCUACGGGGAGCAGAUGAUGACCUCCACUAGUAACCAGACCCUCUACGGGGGGCAGAAUAUGAUGACCUCCACUAGUAACCAGACCCUCUACGGGGGGCAGAUGACGACCUCCAGUGAUAACCAGACCCUCUACGGGGGGCAGAUGAUGACCUCCACUAGUAACCAGACCCUCUGGGGGCAGAAUAUGAUGACCUCCACUAGUAACCAGACCCUCUACGGGGGGCAGAUGAUGACCUCCACUAGUAACCAGACCCUCUACAGGGGGCAGAUGAUGACCUCCACUGGUAACCAGACCCUCUAUGGGGGGCAGAAUAUGAUGACCUCCACUAGUAACCAGAACCUUUACGGGGGGCAGAAUAUGAACUCCAUUGAUAACCAGGCCCUUUAUGGAGGCCAGAUGGCAACAUAUAGUGGCAACUCGACCCUCUCUGGGGACCAGAUGCUGACUCUUCAGGUGGGCAAUAUGACAACGCUCACUGAUGACCACAGCCUUUAUGGGGGAUAUAUGAUGUCCCAUCCGUUCUCAUCAUUGCCAUACCCAGGAUUCCUAUGCUCUUCAAGUUCCCAUUUGAUUCAAGGACAACUCCCAGAAAAGCAGAAGACGCAGAGCUGCCAGUUCUGGAAGAAUCCUGAGGUUUCAAGGCCCUAUGUCUGCACUUACGAGGACUGCAAGAUGUCUUAUUCAAAGGCUUGCCACCUCCGAACCCACAUGCGCAAGCACACUGGGGAGAAGCCCUAUGUAUGCGAUGUAGAGGGAUGUACGUGGAAAUUUGCCCGCUCAGAUGAGCUCAACAGACACAAGAAAAGGCACACUGGGGAAAGGCCCUACCUGUGUUCAAUAUGCAGCAAGAAUUUUGCAAGAUCUGAUCACCUAAAGCAGCAUGCAAAGAUCCACAACAUUCGCCCAGGAUUAUGA
Molecule: messenger RNA, 2433 nt
Organism: Nomascus leucogenys (northern white-cheeked gibbon)
Lineage: Eukaryota; Metazoa; Chordata; Mammalia; Primates; Hylobatidae
Gene: KLF18
Product: Kruppel like factor 18
Biological process (GO): regulation of transcription by RNA polymerase II
Molecular function (GO): RNA polymerase II cis-regulatory region sequence-specific DNA binding; DNA-binding transcription factor activity, RNA polymerase II-specific
Source: RefSeq, a predicted model, not a curated record